Olea europaea var. sylvestris is the source of this 707-nucleotide messenger RNA. RefSeq names its product thioredoxin H-type 1-like. The coding region runs from base 84 to 449 and encodes 121 amino acids. Gene Ontology annotation, molecular function: protein-disulfide reductase activity. Lineage: Eukaryota; Viridiplantae; Streptophyta; Magnoliopsida; Lamiales; Oleaceae. The record is from RefSeq and is a predicted model, not a curated record. The transcript has 3 exons.
CGUAGCACAUCGGUUUCAGUACCUUCGACAAAGAGAGAGUUGAAAUUCUUGAAUUUUGGGUUUUUUUGUGAGAGGAAAAAAAGAUGGCCGCAGAAGAGGGACAGGUUAUCGGUUGCCACUCUGUUGAUCAUUGGAAGGAGAACUUAAACAAGGGUACCGAGAGCAAGAAAUUGGUGGUGGUCGAUUUCACAGCUUCGUGGUGUGGGCCCUGCCGAUUUAUUGCCCCAAUUUUGGCUGAGAUUGCCAAGAAGAUGCCACAUGUUAUUUUCUUGAAGGUGGAUGUGGAUGAACUAAAGGAUGUUGCUAAAGAGUACAAUGUUGAGGCCAUGCCCACGUUCGUGUUUCUCAAGGAAGGGAAAGAAGUGGAUAGGCUCGUGGGUGCGAGGAAGGAAGAUUUGCAGGCUACAAUCACCAAGCAUGCUACUGCUACUGCUACUGCUAGUGCUUGAGGUUUCUUUGUUAAGAAACAUUUGGGCUUGUAAUAAUCUAUAGUUUGUUAAGACUUAUUAUGACUGUUUUAUUAUGACCGUUUUAACUUUAGUGUGAUGGUCUAUCAUUGUGAAUGUAACGAAGUCUUAUGAUUUUCUCCUACUGCAGGGGAAAUCUUAGUAUGUUACCGUGUGUUUUAUCGUGAAUUGUGACUUGAAAACCAUAGUUUCAGCAUUUCAAUAUCUAUUUGCAGUGUGAGAAUAAGAGUUUAAAUCCUA